AUGCCUCCCGCCUUCCUGCUGCUGCUGCUGCUGCUGCUGUGGGUCCAGGGCCCUGUCUCAGGUGCCCCCAUGGAGCGCGUGUACUCAAAAUUGCAGCACUUCGAAGGGGAGACUCUGUCUGUGCAGUGCUCCUACAAGAGCCGCAAAAACCACGUGGAGGGUAAGGUUUGGUGCAAAAUCAGGAGGAGGCAGUGCGAGCCUGGGUUCACCCGUGUGGGGGUGCAGGGGCCACGCUACUUGCUGCAGGAUGAUACCCAGGCCAAGGUGGUCAACGUCACCAUGGUGGCCCUCAGGCGCCAGGACUCGGGCCGGUACUGGUGCAUGCGUAACAGCUCCGGCAUCCUCUACCCUCUGAUGGGCUUCCUGCUGGAAGUGUCUCCAGCCUACAUAACCAAGGGAAACACCCCUCUCACGAAGCUGCCCAACAUCCUCCAGAGUGCAACGGUCGUCGCCACAGGCCCAGCGCCCACCUCAGGCCCUGCUGGCCCUUUCAUCAGCCAGGCGACAGUGUUCACAGCUGGACUCCUCACCGUGGCCAGGCCAUUGCCUUCCCCGACCUCAGGGAACACCAGACGGACCUCGGUGAUGGGCUCCAGUUUCUCCAGCACCGGCCUGUCCACCAUGGGGCCUGGGAAGGCCACUGGGUCCCAGACAGCGACUGCGUCUCCCAGCAACACCCGAGCCUCCGCUGUGGGCCCAGCCUCCGCCUCCACGAAGGCCGCGCACCUCUGCACUGCGGGAGCCCCCACCAUGGGAAUGUACCCCACCAGAAGAACGCUCCUCAACCACUUAAUCCCCAGCAGAUACCUGGACUUUUACCCUGUGGUGCUCGUGGGGGUGCUGGCGCUGUUCCCCGUGCUUGUGAUCAUGGUCUAUGGCUUCUGGAAGAAGAGACACGUGGGAAGCUACAGCAUGUGCCGUGACCCCGCCAGAUCCUGCAAGGACUUGCCAGCAAGACCGGAACCUCCGUGGAGGCCCGCUUGGUCUGAAGCCACUUCACUGUGGGGUCCCGGUCACCAGCGGAGCCCACACCCCCACUGCGGCCUGCUGGCCGGGCCCUCCUGGGACAGCUGUGACCAGGCAGCUGACAGCGCUCGCCUGCAGGGCCAGCCUGUCCCUAGACCUGACGAGAUCUUGCACAAGGCACCCUGCGUCUGUUCUCCACAAGGGAAGGGUGACAUGGAGCCUGUCGGGCUGCUCAUCCUGCUCGCUGUCACAGAGCUGUCCGGAGCGCACAACACCACGGUGUUCCAGGGCACGAUGGGCCGGUCCCUGCAGGUCUCCUGCCCCUACAACUCCUUGAAGCACUGGGGGAGACGCAAAGCCUGGUGCCGCCAACUGGGUGAAGAAGGCCUGUGCCAGCACGUGGUCAGCACCCACCCCUCGUGGCUGCUGUCCUUCCUGAAGAGGCGCAACGGGAGCACUGCCAUCAUGGAUGACGCCCUGGGGGGCACACUCACCAUCACACUGCGGAAUCUUCAAGCCCACGACGCUGGCCUCUACCGGUGCCAGAGCCUCCAUGGCAGUGAGGCUGACACCCUCAGGAAGGUCCUGGUGGAGGUGCUGGCUGACCCCCGUGAUUACCAGGACCCUGGAGAUCUCUGGAUCCCUGAGGGGUCUGAGAGCUUCGAGAAUGCCCAGGUGGAGCACAGCAUCUCCAGGAGCCUUUCGGAAGAGGAGAGCCCCUUCCCACCCACUUCCGUCCUCUUCCUUCUGGCCUGCAUCUUUCUCAGCAAGCUUCUAGCCGCCACUGCCCUCUGGGCUGCAGCCUGGCAUGGGCAGAAAAAACAGCCACCCCAGACCAGUGGAUCGGACUGUGGCCACAACCCAGGUCACCAGCUCCAGACUGUGACAGAGCUGAGAGACGUAUGA
This is a messenger RNA of Rangifer tarandus platyrhynchus (Svalbard reindeer), 1872 nucleotides long. The record is from the annotation of a GenBank genome assembly. NCBI's taxonomy places the organism in Eukaryota, Metazoa, Chordata, Mammalia, Artiodactyla, Cervidae.